This is a messenger RNA of Miscanthus lutarioriparius, 1755 nucleotides long. Lineage: Eukaryota; Viridiplantae; Streptophyta; Magnoliopsida; Poales; Poaceae. The record is from the annotation of a GenBank genome assembly.
AUGAUAGGGACCACAACGGCAACAAUGGACAGGAAUGCAGAUGGAGAGCAAGGUAGGAGGAAGAAGGGAGGCUUCAGGACCAUGCCGCUCAUACUAGCAAGCGAAGUCUGCGACCGGUUUGCCACGGCCGGCUUCAACGCCAACCUGAUCACGUACCUGACGCAGCAGCUGCACCUCCCCAUGGUGGAGGCGUCCAACCUCCUCACCAACUUCAGCGGCACGUCCGCCUUCACGCCCAUCCUAGGCGCGUUCGCCGCCGACUCCUUCGCCGGGCGCUUCUGGACCAUCAUCGCGGGCUCCGUAGUCUACCAGAUCGGCAUGAUCGGCGUCGUCCUCGCCUUGCUAUACCUGUCUCUGCUGUGCACGUCGCUGGGCUCCGGCGGGAUCCGGCCGUGCGUCGUGGCGUUCGGCGCCGACCAGUUCGAGCAGCAGAAGCAGCAGCAGGACAGCAGCGCCGCCGAGGCGGCCAAGGCGGAGGCGGAGCGGAAGCGGCGCUACUUCAACCUCUACUUCUUCACCAUGGGGUUCGCCGUGCUGCUGGCGCUCACGGUGGUGGUGUACAUCCAGGAGAACGUCGGGUGGGGGUGGGGGUUCGGCAUCCCGGCCAUCGGCAUGUUCAUCUCCAUCGUCGUGUUCCUGGUCGGCUACCCGCUCUACGUGCUGCUCAGGCCCGGCGGCAGCCCGUUCACGCGGCUCGUGCAGGUCGUUGCCGCCGCGUUCAAGAAGCGCCACGCCGCCGUGCCCGAGGACCCCGGCUUGCUGUACAAGGACAAGGAGCUCGACGCGCUCAUCUCCACCAACGGCAGGCUCCUGCACACCAACCAGCUCACGUUCUUCGACCGGGCAGCAAUAGUGACGCCGGGCGACAUCACCCCGUCCGGGCAACCAGACCCGUGGCGUCUGUCGACGGUGCACCGCGUGGAGGAGCUCAAGUCCAUCGUCCGCCUGCUGCCCAUCUGGUCGGCGGGCAUCAUGCUGGCCACCGCCGGCUCGCACAACUACACCUUCACCAUCAUGCAGGCGCGGACCAUGGACCGGCACCUGGGGCCCGGCCACUUCCAGAUCCCGCCGGCGACGCUGACCAUCUUCUCGACGGCCGCCAUGCUCGUCACCCUGGCCUUCUACGACCGCGUCUUCGUGCCGCUGGCGCGCCGCGUCACGGGCCUACCGUCGGGGAUCACCUACUUCCAGCGUAUGGGCAUCGGGCUGGCCAUCUCCGUGCUCAGCGUCGCGUCGGCCGCGCUCGUGGAGACCAAGCGCCGUGACGCCGCGGCGCGGCACGGGCUCCUGGACAGCCCCGCCGCCGUCGUGCCCAUCAGCGUGUUCUGGCUGGUGCCGCAGUUCGCCGUCCACGGCGUCGGCGACGCCUUCUCGUCGGUGGGGCACAUGGAGUUCCUGUACGACCAGGCGCCCGAGAGCAUGCGCAGCAGCGCCGUCGCGCUCUUCUGGCUCGCGGGCUCCAUCGGGAGCUACAUGGGCACGGUGCUCGUCACGGCGGUGCAGCGCGCCACGCGCGGGCGCGGCGAGUGGCUCCAGGACAACAUCAACCGGGGCAGGCUCGACAAGUAUUACUGGCUCGUCACCUGCCUCGUGGUGCUCAACUUCGGCUACUACCUCGUCUGCUUCUACUUCUACACCAUGAAGCCGCUGGAGGUGGCAGAUGAUGACAAUGGUGGUGGUGACCAUGACAAGGAGUUUGAGCUCUCAUCGUCUCUCCAGAAAAAUGGCGGUGGCGGCACCGGUGGGAUGGUGUAA